Symbiodinium sp. CCMP2592 is the source of this 2184-nucleotide messenger RNA. The record is from the annotation of a GenBank genome assembly. NCBI's taxonomy places the organism in Eukaryota, Dinophyceae, Suessiales, Symbiodiniaceae.
AUGACAGAUGCCCCGGAACAGGAGAUGCCUCAGAGCAUCAUGUGCAUCAGGUGUGAGGAAGAGACAAGCAUCUUGACGAGCUACCCAACUGGAAGGAACUGCUUGAGGCGGAUCUGCUCCUGCUGUUCGUCCACAGACCGGUGCCUCUCUCGGAUGGCUAAAGCACCGAAGAAGGGCUCUGCCGAAGAAGCCAAAGAAAGCGAGGAGGCCAAGAAAGCUCGAAAAAGCGCUGAGGCCCUGAGGGGAAGCGUGGCCAAGAUGGGUUCCUCGGAGCGUGCCCAGUGGUACCGCCAAGAGAAACGGAAGCGGGCAACCGAGUCAAAGAAAAGCCGCAGGACCUUCGCAACGGCAGUGGGGGCCUUGGAAGAGACUCGCCAGACUGGGAACGAAGAUUGCAGCGGCUCACGAUACAUGACCCCCCGCGACUGGUGCGCACGGGAAAUGAUCCUGAAGCAGUACAGUACCUUGGAGGAUGCUAUGGUAGCCUACGAGCAGCGCUGCACAGAUCCGGACGUUGUGACCAAGGAGAUCAACGGGGAACUCUGCCUCCGGGUCAACAACGGAGGUCUGGAAACUGUCGUGGACCGCCAUACCGUUGCAGCAUCCGUGCGGCAGCGGACUGACCUUGGCGAUGGCGAGCAGCUUGAUGGUUUCGAAGAGGAAAUCGGACCUCGCAUGAAACGUGCUUCUGACAAGCUCCAAACAGAGCGGCUUCUGUCAGAGCAGCAGGGCAAGCAGGCCUACGUUCCGGCCGUCGCGGUGCGACGAGAUUUGGAGCAAGAGAAGGAAGUUGCUGAGAACAGAGCUGCUGAAUUUCAGCAGCAAGCCUUGGCACUCAAGGAGAAAGCUGAUCAAAAGAGGAAAGAGUUGAAGGAGAAGCAAGCAACCCAGCUUCCCUCCUUGGCAGUGGCAAAGCUCAGCCUCACCAACGCUAUCCACAAGGCAAAUGCUUCGAUGUCCGAGCUGUUGAAGCGUCAGAAGGCCACAGCAGACACCUUGUGCAAGGACUUGACGAAUGCUUUGUGCAUGUCAGACGUCCCCGUGAAGAGAGAAGCCGAGGAAAAGACGAAAGUGCUGAAUGGCAAGAUCAAGGACCUGGAGACUGCCAUGGAGGAGUCCAUCGCAGAAUGGAACACCAAGGCUGGUGACGAAAGCCUUGACAUCGAAGCCAUGGUGUCAAUGGAGAAGGAUCUGGCAGCCUACAUGAAGGAGUGGCACCUUGGCAAGCACUGCCAGGCAGUGUUGGACACGAAGCAGCAGAUUAAAAACUUCCGCGAAUUCACCUCAGACUGCAAGAAGGAGGUGAAGAAGCGGGACAAGCUGGCCGCGAAGGCGACAGUGAGGGGUUCGAACAAGAAGGCCAAGCUUGAUCAUCCGAACAGCCAGGCAGCUGCCGAGACCCCCGCCUUGGUGGUCAAUCUGUUGAAGCACCUCAAGGAGAACCCGCUUCCCGAUGAAACCGUCAACUGCGCAACGGAGCCAGAGGAUGAGAUGACAGUGCCCCUUCUGCUCCCACCAACGCCGAUGGAAGGCUUUACCCGGGAUGUGACCCGGCACGAGUAUUACAGCGAGCAAAAGAAGUGGGUGGAGCAGAUGCUGCUGAGGAGCAGCCAGAAGUAUUCGUGUGCGGUGGUCACCAGAGACAAUGUGGCCAGGCCCUUCUUGCAGCAGCUGGACCAGAUCCUGCCGGUGCCACUGCGUUCCGUGGCACGACCCUCGAGCAAGGAGCUGCAAGAGAUCUGGCAGUUGUACUUUUACCAGAUGGCCGGGGACUCCGGCCGCCUCUCGAUGUCCACUGACUGGGGCUUGCCCGAAUUGCGCAUCUGCUGCGAAGGCAAGGAGAUCUACUUGGGGUUCCCCGUGAAGAAGCUAGCCGGCAACACGACGGCCGAGAUGCUGCAGCACCUGGAGCGGAUGCGUGCAGAAGAGUUCCUCACGGCAGUUGAGCGGGAUGGCUGGUGUGUGACAUGCCGCCCUGGGAGGGGAGGCGUGCUGCCCACGAAUUGUUUGUUCGUUCAUCUGAGCCUGGAGGGACCUGAGACCUGCCACGGAGCCAGGAUUCACAUCGUGUCUGACAAAAGCCUCCAGACGGCUCUCACUCACCUGGAGAGGCAGGUCCAACAGGACCCGACACUGGAGUCCAAAAGAACCGGCCAGCUGCUGAAGUGGAUCCGCGAGAGGUGA